AUUUUUAAGGAGUAUUUCCACGACAAAGAUCACUGGAGUCAUGAUUUGACCUAGUAUUUUCCGAGUUCCCAGUUAUCUUGAACGCACCAUAACUGUUUCUGACUCAGGCCGUUUUCAAAGGGAUUCGUUAAAGGCAGUCGCUGUUUAAACUGGAGAAGUCAUUUGCGCAACUGCAGAGAAGACUUCGUGCGCCGUUCCCGCAAUUUCGCAUAAACUGUUGAGACACACCUCUAAACAAAAGAACGGAAAGUUUUCAGCUCUUCACGGUCGAAGACGGGAUGUUUUAGCAGAAGUAUUCUAGAUUCACACGAUAGAGAACACAGCAAUUUUGACGGACUGGGUUGAGGAAACGAAACGCAAACAGCAAGAUAAAUGUUGCCUUAUCGGCUUGCUUGUCAGGACUGUGGUGUGAAGUUUGUCACCAUCGGCAGCUUCAAGCAGCAUGUCCGCAGGAAGCAACAUCAACAGCAAGUGGCAGAGCUCUUCCAGACAGACGAGUACCAAGGUCAAGUCUACUUUGCCUCCAUCUUGGUUCUGGAGUAUCUGGCCAGGAAACCCACAAACACCCCACAUCCCAUCGUCGGUCUGUGCCUGGUGACAUUGUGUGUGAGUCCAGAGUGGAGGGAUACUUUCUACCUUUGUCACAGUUGUGAGGAGAAGUGUGGCUCAGGACAGAUCAUAGACCACCUCCUCUCCGCUGACCACCUCUCCAACUACUAUAGCUACACAGACCCUGAUGUGUUGAGUUUCUCCUGGAUGCCGAACAUGGAUAUGUUGAACCUCAUACGGCCGCUAGCUGUCAAAGAGAUGGACAAGAAUGGACCUGGAGUGCUACGGGUGCUGGACAUGCCUAAGAGUGUGUCUGUGAAGUUGAAGAGAAGUGGCUACUCUAAAGUCAUGCAGGCCCUGACUCAGACUGACAGGCUGGCUGAGUGUAUCAGAGCUGACAGACCAGAGAGGAUGACUAUACAAGAGUACCACAGAGACCCCAACAGGAAACACCCUCUGCUGGGUCUACAGCACCUGGUGGAGUACUGCUGUGAAGGGCAUGACCAAAGGAGAUCCUACCUCUGUCAGCUCUGUCGCCUCCCCGUCCCCUCACGGAGGGUCAUCAAACACACAAUCAGCUUCGACCACCUCUACUGGUACUUCAAGGUGUGUCACCCCUCCACCCUCCUGAUGAAGGACUGUUAUAAAGAGUACAGCUGCAGGUUCAUCUCCAUGAUCCUGGACCUGGCCAAUCAGGCGCAAGACAUCAGUCAGUCAGCCAAUAAGGAGAUACAGCAAGUUGUGUUGGAACCAGCAGUGUUCUCCUCAGUUGAGUUUUCUGUCUACACAGAGGCUCUGAGGAAGUUGCAGACCAUUAGGAGAGAUCUUAAGGAGGGCAGCCUUAAGACCAGCAUUACACCUGGAGACAAACUGGUUCCUUUCUCAGAAGGGUCAAAGAUUACCAAAGAUGUUACCAUGACUACCGUUGCCGAGGCUGUUCCUAUGGAGACCAAGUCAAGCCCAGAGAAGACCUAUGUCACACCUACAGCUGUUGAGACUGUAGCUACAGCAAGUACUGCUCCAGUUGUUACCACAGCUACUAGCCAGAGAGGGACCUGUCGACUGCACUGUCAGGACUGCAACGUGGUAUGUGAGUUUGUGUCGCAGUACAAGUUACAUGUGCGUCACUGGAAACACAAGAAGAUGCUAGGAGAUAUCUUUGGACCAGGGGACGAGGACAGUAAAGCCUGCAUCCCAUCCUUUACCUUGUAUGAGUACUUCCGGAACCCAGAAAGAACCGAACCAAUUAUUGGUGUCUGUCUGUUGGUGAUGUGUGUGAGUACUGAGUGUUGGAAAACGCCCUUCUACCUGUGUCACACCUGUCAGGAGAUAAUCCCCGCCCAUCUCGUCAUGACUCACCUCACCUCCAUACUCCACCUUCGACGCACUCUGAUGUACCAGAGUCCGCAGUGUCUGCCAUUCGGGUGGGGGACAGAGAUGGGCCUGGAGGUCCUGAAGACUCUGGCCUGGGAGGAGGAGAGAGUCCGAGGAGAGAGAGACAAUGUUCUGAAGGUGUUUGAUAUUCCUGCCAGUGUUUUCCACAGCAUUAAGAUGUCCUCCUACUCCUCUGCCAUGAAGAGACUCAAGAACUUCCAUCGUUAUCUAAAAGUUGACAGGCCGCUGACGUUUUCCGCCCAUCUGAAAAACAAAGACCGGAGGAUUCCUAUGCUGGGUCUGCAGUUCCUGGUUCAGUACAGCGUUACUAGGGCCGGGCCCUCGUCUCCAGGCUGGGGCUUCCUGUGUUUGCUGUGUGAGAGGAAGUUGUCAGACGGACUCAGCAUCGCUCACAUACACAGCUAUGAACACAUCACCACGUUCCUGGAGCGUGCCCAUCCAGGCUCUGUGAAAGAGGUAGAGGAGUCUGAUGAGAGGAGGAGCGAAAUACUGCUGGACUUGGCACAACAGGCUGAGAAAAUACAUGCCAUGGGGCGCCUACAGUUCAUGAUGUUGCAACGCUACAUCGGGGAGUCAGUCAUCUAUGAGAGAGCCUUAGUGAUCUUGAAGGCGAUCAAGAAGAGAGGGAACAUGGGAGAACUGAUGCCCCUGCUACCACCUGGCAAGAAACUGGUUCCCUCCAGUUCGAUCAGAGACCAGAGCCAGGCUACCCUAGAACCUGCCCCUACAUCUGUAGGAGAGGAGAAACAGACCAGGAAAGAGACUGACAAAGACAAUGAGACCGAGAUGGAUAGAGAGGCCACCCCAGAAACUAUUCAAAUGACCCAGGAGACUGGGGUGGAAGUGGACAAACGCAUUGGCAAAGAAACCUGCAGUGACCCCAGUACAAACACUGGCAGAGAGACUAAGAGAAAGACCAGUAAAGACACUGGCAGAGACACUGGCAGAGAGACCAGUAAAGGCACUGGCAGAGAGACCAGUAAAGGCACUGGCAGAGAGACCAGUAAAGGCACUGGCGGAGAGACCAGUAAAGGCACUGGCAGAGACACUGGCAGAGAGACCAGUAAAGGCACUGGCGGAGAGACCAGUAAAGGCACUGGCGGAGAGACCAGUAAAGGCACUGGCAGAGAGACCAGUAAAGGCACUGGCGGAGAGACCAGUAAAGGCACUGGCGGAGAGACCAGUAAAGGCACUGGCGGAGAGACCAGUAAAGACACUGGCGGAGUCACAAUAACAAAAGCUAGUCAGGAAACCAGAAAGGACAGCAGGAGCAGAGGGAAAGAUAAGGAGGCAGAAAAGAUAAUCAAGGAGAAAGAGAUGGAGACUGACAAAAAAGAGACCAGUACAGAGACUGUCAAAAAGUUAGGGAGUAAGACUAGAAACAUGACAGUCCAUGAGACCAGCAAAGACACUGGGAAAACGACCAGUACAGAGAAUGUUAAGGAGAAUGAGAGAGAGACUAGCACAGACAUGGAGAGACAGACCUGUAGAGCUGUUAGUAUAGUGGCCAGUAGAGCCAGCAAUAGAGAGACCAAAAGAAAGCAUGGUAAAAAGCCUGAGACUUGUAAAACACCUGAAAAGAAGACCAAUACUCAGACUGUGAAAGAAAAAACUAAAGGGACUCCUCCCCCCAUCUCCUCUCCAACCAGUAAUCUGUGGGAUUUCCUGAAGAGGCAGAAUCGAGAAGCUGUGAUUGGUCUGAGUGCACUCAUCGAGUGCCACAGUCACGGCCAGUCCCCCCUCUACCUCUGCCAGGUGUGUGAGUGUAAAGUCUUCCAAAACGGCAUCAUCGUCCAUGUAACCACAGACUGCCACCGACUUUCCUACCUGAGGUCGCUGAAGACAGUGAUUGUCCCCAAAGGGAACCAGCUCCAUAAGAAGUUGAGGAGAGCUGCCUUGAAGCUGGAGAAUACCAUGGGAUAUGGAGAGGCUGAGGUAGCGGAGUUGGAUGCACACACAUACAAUUUUGUUGCAGAAAGAUCCUUUCCCAUUGGCCUGAACAUUGUAAUGAAGGUCAUAAAUGGUGACCCUUCACCUGACCCCCGACUGUUGGUCAGCCUUAAACCUCCUGAUCCCUCACCCCAGGUCAGCCCUGAACCCCCUGACCCCUCACCCAAGGUCAGCCCUGAACCCCCUGACCCCUCACCCCAGGUCAGCCCUGAACCCCCUGAACCCUCACCCAAGGUCAGCCCUGACCCCUCACCCCAGGUCAGCCCUGAACCCCCUGAACCCUCACCCAAGGUCAGCCCUGACCCCUCACCCCAGGUCAGCCCUGAACCCCCUGACCCCUCACCCCAGGUCAGCCCUGACCCCUCACCCCAGGUGUCGGAGGUCAGCAACCCCACCAUGACCUCUACAGCUCUGUGGUCCUACCUGAAUGCCUCCACCAGGACACAGCCUGUCAUCGGUGUCAGUAUGUUGACAGAGUUGCCAGACAGACAUGGUGACUACUUCCUCUGCCGCUGCUGUUCUCACAGGAUGUUUACGUCAUCCCUCAUUGGACACCUAAUCUCUGCUCGACACCGCUACCACUACAUAAAACUAGUGUACCCUGAGCUGGCUGCUGAUUGGCCAGUGAGCCCAGAGCUGACUGUGAAGGCGGGGCCUCUUCAUGAGGAGCUCAGAGUGAGAGCUGCAGAACUGGAGGCACAGGAGGGACUAGGACAGCCCACGGUGGUAAAGAGAGAACCUGCUGCUGGAGACACAACCACUACUGAAGGGACUGCCCAGCAGAGCCAGAACAGCUCACCUCUCACUGUGAAAGAGGAACCGGUUGACUCCACAGUACCGUCCCAGCCCCCUAGAGGAGAGAAGAGGAACAAGAGGAGGAGCAACCCUGUGGUUGGUGUGAACUUCCUGGUCCAGGUGUCCCACAGGAGAAGGAAACAGUACUACUGUCAGCUAUGUUCUGUCAGGAUGAAACACGCUAUUACUGAUCACAUGACCAGCCUCAGCCACCGACACAACUAUGUGAGGUUGAAGUACCCUGGUUGGACCUCCAGCCCGGUAGAGAUGGAGAAGAAGCUGUUCAAAAUGGCCGUUCACCUGGAGAAGGUCGACAGAGACGCAGGAAUGGGCAUGCAGAAGGUAGAAGUGGAAGCUGAUGAGUACAAAGAGCUGUUGUCCUUUCCUGUGGAGGAAGGUGUCAGUAAACUGCAAGCCAUCAUCAGACGGCAACAAGAGCCAUGCGACCUGAGACACACAGCUCCCUCGACCAAUCACAACCCAGAGGAUCUGAGACAGACAGCUCCCUUGUCCAAUCCCGAUGCAGCCCAAUGUCCAGCUCAAGGUAUGUGUGGGGCAGAGUCGCGUGAGACCGAGGGAGUGUGUCCUCUCCCUGUCAGUCUAUCAGAGGAGAAUGACCAGACGCCCCAGAGGCUCUUGGUUCAGAUCUCAGUGUUUUUGGGAGAAGACCAGGAACCCCUACAAGUACCUUCCCCGUUCCUCCAGGAUCAGCCAUCCCUUACUUCCAUCCCUCUCCCCAUCUCUACACCUCCCCCUCCCUCCCUCUCUCCCUCAAACCCCUUUUCUACCUCUCUUUCCACAGUUGCCCCAUCUACCUCACCCUCCCUCUCUUCCUCCAUACCAUCCCACACUCCCUCUUUGUCCACAGAGAAGACGAGAGAGACAGAAGUCUCUGUUUCUGCUCCUCUCUCAGCUCUGAGGAGCUCAACACAUUUGAAGGACUGGGAGACUUGUCUGAGUCCAGAGUGGUGGGAGAGGAAGAGCCCAGAAUGCAGAGAGACACAGAUGCUUCUAGAAAUACCAGACAGACACACUCUUCUGGAAUACUCGGGGAGAGACAGACAGGCGGACUACUCGGAGAGAGACAGACAGGCGGACUACUCGGAGAGAGACAGACAGGCGGACUACUCGGAGAGAGACAGACAGGCGGACUACUCGGAGAGAGACAGACAGGCGGACUACUCGGAGAGAGACAGACAGGCGGACUACUCGGAGAGAGACAGACAGGCGGACUACUCGGAGAGAGACAGACAGGCGGACUACUCGGAGAGAGACAGACAGGCGGACUACUCGGAGAGAGACAGACAGGCGGACUACUCGGAGAGGGACAGACAGGCGGACUACUCGGGGAGGGACAGACAGGCGGACUACUCGGGGAGGGACAGACAGGCGGACUACUCGGAGAGGGACAGACAGGCGGACUACUCGGAGAGGGACAGACAGGCGGACUACUCGGAGAGGGACAGACAGGCGGACUACUCGGAGAGGGACAGACAGGCGGACUACUCGGAGAGGGACAGACAGGCGGACUACUCGGAGAGGGACAGACAGGCGGACUACUCGGAGAGGGACAGACAGGCGGACUACUCGGAGAGGGACAGACAGGCGGACUACUCGGAGAGGGACAGACAGGCGGACUACUCGGAGAGGGACAGACAGGCGGACUACUCGGAGAGGGACAGACAGGCGGACUACUCGGAGAGGGACAGACAGGCGGACUACUUAAGGAGAAACAGACAGGCGGACUACUUAAGGAGAAACAGAGAGACGGAAUACCUGGCAUCUCAGAGCUUACAUCAGACUACAGAGCACUGGGUGACAGGGCAGGUGACCUCCAUGGACACAAUGCUGUACAGUACUCCAACAGAACCGGACGAAGACCAAGAACACACACAUCGUCACGGGGAACACACACAUCAGCACGGUGAACACACACAUCAGCACGGUGAACACACACAUCAGCAUGGGGAACACACACAUCAGCACGGUGAACACACACAUCAGCACGGGGAACACACACAUCAGCACGGGGAACACACACAUCAGCACGGGGAACACACACAUCAGCAAGGUGAACACACACAUCAGCACGGGGAACACACACAUCAGCACGGGGAACACACACAUCAGCACGGUGAACACACACACUUCGAGCAGGCCCCAGCAAGCUGGCUCAGUGUUCCAGAGGUGUAUCUGCUGCCGGACACACCCGCAGCAAAGAGGGUUGUCGGCCCCAGCCACCUGUCCAAGUACCUGAAAGUGAAGGGCCUUCACAACACAGAACCGAUUAUAGGUCUGAGCAGUGUGGUGGAGUGUAGAGGUAUAUCCCAGGCUACAUUUUUCAUAUGUGUGAGCUGUGCUGAGACUCUCUCCAGUACACACAUCUGUGAACACAUCAUCAGCACACAACACCAGCAGUGCUACAUGUUUUCCCAGUAUAGUCCUAUGCGCUGUGAUUGGUUGAGAGAGCAGCAGCAGCCUCCGAGUCCACAGCUCCUCAGGAAGGUCGCUUCAGCACUGUCACAACUGGAGGUGGACCUAGAUGCACAGGUGAUGCUGCUGGAUCAGAUGUGGUAUAACCUUGUGCAGUCAGCUCCAUUCCACGAAGCCAUGUACAUGCUGCAGGAACAGAAUCAGAAUGCCCUGCGUCUACACACAGCAAGCAGACACCAGCUUUGUCCCCCAGUUGGUCCUGACCCAGCAACGGAGCAGGGCUUUGACCAGAACCACAGAGUGAUGGAUAAACUGACCAUGGAUCAGAUUGAGCCCCAUCAUCCCCUGCAGACAGCAGAUACAGUGGCUGGUAAACUGACUGGAGAUCAGCUGGAGUCAGGCCAGUGCAUACAGACCGCAGACAGACGGCCAGAUAAUCAGAACCCGGAUCAGCCCCAGUUGAGCCAGAGCUCAGAGAGAACAGAGAUGGUCCCUGAGCCAAUAAGAGCCAAGACACCACAUAAUUCUGAGCCAAUCAGAGACAAGACACCACAGAACAUUGAGCCAAUCAGAGCCCAGAUGCCAAAGAAUUCUGACCCAAUAAAUUCCCAGACACCACAGAACACUGAGCCAAAAAGAGCCUGGAUGCCACAGAACUCCUCAGAACCACAUCUGGACCAAGACGACACAGUCAUUAUCAAACAGGAGCCUGUGGACCCCAAGGUGGAACCUCAGACCCAGCCUGAGGUGGACCCCUUAAAGGGUGUCUGUGAGGUGGAGUACCAGGGGACCGUCCUAGGACACAGCCAAGAGAUGACACGAAUAGGAGGGGCCACAGAGAACUCCCUUCACCCCACCAAGACCCUGAGAGACUCCGUCAACAGCAGCCUGCCUCUGGUCGGUCUCAGUGCAGUGAUAGAGUGUUGCAGUGAUGGCCAGGUGUCCUUCUACCUGUGUGUGUCGUGUGGCAGCAAAAUUGAAAAAGCUCUACUCAUCAGCCACGUCCUCAAAUACAGACACCGACAGCUGUACCUGACAAAGAGGUACCCGUGGUAUUUCCUUGGUGUGGUACCAGCCCGAGGGUUGGCAGAACAGUCCAGACUGAUGCAGAUUGCUAACGAGGUGGAGGAGCAGAACCAUGAUGAGCCUGGCACGCUACAGGAGGUGAUCCUGGCCCCUGCUGACUUUGACGAGAUCAAACGGAUGCUGUUUGAUAAAGCUGUAUCCCGUUUGCAGGAGAUCUGUAGAGAGCAGAACCAGACUGAACUCCUCACCACGGUCACCAGCAAACCUGAACCAAAAGUGGUCAAGCAGGAGAUUGUGGAGUGCCAGGUGGUCUCCCAUCAGGCCGUGGAGCAAUUCCUACCGCCACAGAGAUGUAGGAGAAACACUGGAAAGCGUUGUUCUAACGUUGAGGGGUCAGAGGUGAGGGGUCAGCAGCAGGUGAAGAAGAGAAAGGUGUCUAGCCCCUCUGAGGGUCACAUUGCCCCUGUCAUCUGUCUGUCAUCUCCUGAAGUCACCAAGUCUUCAGACACACACACUGUCAACCAGACACACACCAUCACACCCUCACCCACACAAUCCAACACUAAGCCGAAACUCACACCCUCAUGCACACACUCUGACUCUCAAACAAAACUUAAACCUUCAUGCACACACCCCAAACCCAAUUCAACUGCCCCAGAAUAUACUAGACCAAAACUCCCUCCUCAUUCUGCCACCAAGCCCUCCAGUAUCCCUGCCGACAGCCUGACUGUUGCCAAAGAGUCCUCUAGCAAGAAACCCACUCACACACUGUGCAAACCCACUCACACACUAUCCAAUCCCCCAAAAACACUCUUCACCAGUAGCCAUAAGCUCACUGACAAACAUUCGGACAAGAAUGAGUCUCAGAAACAUACUGAAAAGGCUAAACCCACUCGCACACACAGUGAACGCACACACAGAAACCGCACACACACUCGCAAACACAGUGACCUCACACACACUGACAGGACCAAACACAGACACAGUGACCGCAAACACACUAACAGACAUUCUGACCACUCACGUGACCACACUAAGAGACACAAUCGUAGCUCCAGCCGUUCCUCCAAAGCCCCCCCCAGAAAUAGUCCCUCUGAGUCCCCCCUGCUCUCCCCCUACUCCCCAGCUGCAUUCUACCCCACCAGAGCCACUUCUGCAGCGAGCCUAACCCAGGUCAAACCCAGCCAACCAUCCUGCCUGGUCAACAAACAACUAUCCAAACAGUCCAGGCAACCAACCAAGAGACCCCCCAACCCAACCUCAGCAGCCAGACCUCUCCAGACCCAGGCCAACCCUCCCAACAACACCUCUUACCCCCACCUGCACCCAGCAAGAACCGGACCCAGGACCCCCCCACCCGGACCCAUGACCCCCAACCCCCGGCCAUCCCUCCCUGCCUCACUCCUCCACCCCCACCCCCACCCCAGCCAGAUCCUGUCCACGCCUCUGGGGUUAAGAAGACUUCCAUCGUAG
Salmo salar (Atlantic salmon) is the source of this 9621-nucleotide messenger RNA. RefSeq lists its product as uncharacterized. Lineage: Eukaryota; Metazoa; Chordata; Actinopteri; Salmoniformes; Salmonidae. The record is from RefSeq and is a predicted model, not a curated record. Gene Ontology annotation, molecular function: zinc ion binding; nucleic acid binding.